Molecule: messenger RNA, 246 nt
Organism: Parnassius apollo (apollo)
Lineage: Eukaryota; Metazoa; Arthropoda; Insecta; Lepidoptera; Papilionidae
Source: the annotation of a GenBank genome assembly
AUGCCCAGCAUCGGUUAUGGAUCAAACAAGAAGACCCGUCACACGCUCCCCAACGGUUUCCGUAAGGUCCUGAUCCACAAUGUCCGCGAGCUGGAGAUCCUCAUGCUGCAGAACAGGAAGUUCUGCGCAGAGAUCGCCCACGGAGUCUCUUCCAAGAAGCGAAAGAACAUUGUGGAACGUGCGCAACAACUAAGCAUCAGGGCCACCAACGCAGCAGCCCGUCUCCACAGUCAGGAGAACGAAUAA